Messenger RNA from Pocillopora damicornis (cauliflower coral), 1919 nucleotides. RefSeq lists its product as uncharacterized. The record is from RefSeq and is a predicted model, not a curated record. NCBI's taxonomy places the organism in Eukaryota, Metazoa, Cnidaria, Anthozoa, Scleractinia, Pocilloporidae.
AAAGUUUCUCGUUACUUUGCUUGUCGUCAUCAGAAGAAUACUUAAAUUUCUAUUUUAAAGUCUUCAAAAGAAAGGAAACGAGAUCUCCUCUUGCGAGCUGUGAUGAUGAAGGUUCUUUCCAUGGUCCUCGUGCUGCUGCUAAGGCUUUUCGUUACAAACGCCUGUACCGAAUUCCGCUUGACUUCCGAAGAUAACUCGGUGGUCGUCGGUCGGAGUAUGGAGUUCUUCGAUCUAAGGUAUGAUCUCGUUGUAGAACCUGAGCAGUAUCCUGAUAUAGCGAUUCCUAAGAAAGAAUGCAUCGUUCAUUCCCCAUCGCUUCUACAGUGGAAAAAUAAAUAUAGCAUUGCAUACGUCAACGCUUUGGACUUGCCCGUAGCUACCGAUGGUUUUAAUGAAGCUGGUCUUUCUGUUGCUGCAAACCUCUUCGUUGGCUUCGCCCAUUUCCAGAAAAUACCGGUCGAAAAAUGCCACAUGGCGGUGUCUUCUUUGCAGCUUCCAUUGUGGAUUCUUGGAAACUUUGGGACAGUUCAGGAAUUAAGGGAUGCUUUGAAGAAGGACACUUUCCCUCUGGUGUUUGAGUUUAACCUUCCUGAAAAGGUUAAGAAAAUCCUUCAGCUUCACUAUUCCAUCGUGGACGCUUCUGGGGAUGCUAUCGUUAUUGAGUUUACUGAACAGGGGAGAAUGGUAUUCGACAACACUCUCGGCAUCUUAACUAACUCCCCGCCCUAUGAUUUCCAUCUAAUGAACGUCCGCAAUUAUGUUGAACUUUCCAAAUCGGCCCAUGAUUCUCUGGUGUUGGGCAAAAUGACGUUCGAAGCUACUGGCCAAGGAAGUGGACUCCUAGGAAUACCCGGUGACUUCACACCGCCAUCAAGAUUUGUACGCGCGGCUGUCAUGGCUCAUUUUUCCGAUCAAGUCCAGACAGGCAAAGACGCAGUUAUCAAGGCUUUUCACAUCUUGAAUACCGUUGAUAUACCCCGCGGAACGUCCUUUGAUUACACUGUUUGGUCUGUUGUCAAAGACUUGACGACAAAAUCGCUUUAUUUCCGAUUCUACGAUGACCUUACCAUUUGUGUACUUCACAUGAAUGACGUCAAGAAAGACAAAAGGCUGAAAAUGAAAAUGAAUGAAUGCAUUGGUGGUUUUGUUAACAUAGCCAAAGACCUCAAGCUGGCCAUGGUUCAUGAUGAACUUUAGGAAACUCCAUGAUGAUUCAUUGAAAAUUCUCAAUCAGAGAGAAUUUUCGGUCAAACUCCGCCGUUCAAACAACAGACUCUUGUGUGAUUGUGUGAAAGAGUCUGCUAGGAGCAAAAUCUCUUGUGUGAUUCUAAAGUGUGUACUCUAGUAUAAUAUCUUGUGUGAUGUAGAAGUGUCUCUCAUGAAGAGCGAUAUGACUUGGGAGUGUUUGCCUAAAGCAUAAGGGAACCUUAAUGUAAUUUCGAGUGUGUUCCACAAGGAAGAGCUCUAAUGCAACUUGGAGGGUGUGUCAAAGUACAAUUUAAGUCUGUGUGAUUUGGAGUUGUACGCUAGAAGCAAGGAACAAUGUUCAAUUGAGUGUCGUGAGUAAUCCGAGAUUGUGUAGGUUAUGCUUUUCUUCACUCUGUGAUUGGUCCAGAAAACUUGCACCACCUUCUCAACUAAUCAGAUACAAAACUAAAACCAAUCAUGAAUUGAUCGCCCACGUUCUCCCGCUGCAGAUAGUUUGGUAGUUUUUACUUUGAGUUCUCAUUGGCUCUUAGGGGUAUUUUCUUUCCUUCUGAUUUUGGCCGUCGGGAUUACUUUGGUUUUAGUUUUAUAAAACCAAAAAGUGCUCUUAAAUAUUGUGUGAUUUAGAAGUGUGAGCCAAAAGCGUAAUUUAGACAAAGGGAAAUUAUCAUUACAUAAUUUGGAAGUGUGUGUGAGAUAUUCCAUGUAUGAUA